UGAACACUUCCUCGGCCACCUCGAAUCCGGCCAUAUUGAUAUAAUUAAACUCGCAUACGUCUCUCCAAGCUCAAAAGAGAUCACCAUGACAGGAUGACACUGCCACGUCACUUCCUACUCCUCCAUUCGAGACUCGUCUCGCCUACAAAAACAUAAUUCAUAGCUGCUACUGAUCACUACGUAUCAGAGGCUAGCAAGAAUUUGUCAUGGAGAGCAAGAAGGCUACCACCAACGCCGGCGCCGCGGCCGAUUUUGAGAAUUUGGAGUACGUUUCGGGCUUCGGCAAUCACGUGUCGUCGGAGGCCAUCGCCGGAGCUUUACCACAAGGGCAGAACAGUCCUCUCAUCUGUCCUUAUGGUCUAUACGCUGAGCAGAUCUCUGGCACCUCCUUUACUGCUCCCCGCAAGCUCAAUCUCCGCAGUUGGCUAUAUCGGAUUAAGCCAUCUGUGACACACGAGCCAUUUAAACCUAAAGUUCCGACCCAUGGAAAGUUUGUAAGUGAAUUUAACCAGUCAAAUAGCUCGGCUACACCAACUCAACUACGGUGGAGACCAGUGGAGAUUCCUGAAGCACCAACAGAUUUCAUUGAUGGCCUGUUCACCGUAUGUGGGGCUGGCAGUUCAUAUCUCCGACAUGGUUAUGCUAUUCACAUGUAUACUGCUAAUAAAUCUAUGGAGAAUUGUGCAUUCUGCAGUGCUGACGGAGACUUCCUUAUUGUUCCUCAGAAAGGAAAGUUAUGGAUCACGACUGAAUGUGGGAGAUUGCAAGUGGUUCCUGGUGAGAUAGUCGUUAUACCUCAAGGGUUUCGCUUCGUUGUUGACCUGCCAGAUGGGUCUGCACGUGGUUAUGUUGCUGAGAUUUUUGGAACUCAUUUUCAGCUUCCUGAUCUUGGGCCAAUAGGUGCCAAUGGUCUUGCUGCUCCAAGGGAUUUUCUUGCUCCAGUGGCCUGGUUUGAACAGAGCACCUGUCCAGGUUAUACCAUUGUACAGAAGUUUGGUGGUGAACUUUUCACUGCAAAGCAGGAUUUCUCUCCAUUCAAUGUGGUUGCUUGGCAUGGCAAUUAUGUUCCUUAUAAGUAUGAUCUAAGCAAGUUCUGCCCUUACAAUACUGUUUUAAUUGAUCAUAGUGAUCCAUCAAUAAACACUGUUCUAACAGCUCCGACUGAUAAACCUGGUGUAGCAUUACUUGAUUUUGUCAUCUUCCCUCCCCGAUGGGUCGUUGCUGAACAUACUUUCCGCCCUCCCUAUUACCAUCGUAAUUGUAUGAGUGAAUUUAUGGGUCUAAUUUAUGGAGGAUACGAGGCAAAAGCUGAUGGUUUUCUCCCAGGGGGUGCUAGUCUUCACAGCUGCAUGACACCUCAUGGUCCUGAUACCAAAUCGUAUGAGGCUACAAUUGCUCUUGGCAGUCAAGCUGGACCUCAGAAAAUAGCUGACACGAUGGCUUUCAUGUUUGAAUCAUGUUUAAUCCCGCGAGUGUGUCAAUGGGCACUUGAAUCUCCCAACAUGGAUCAUGACUAUUAUCAAUGCUGGAUUGGUUUGAAAUCCCAUUUUACAUGUGAAGCUACAACGGUGGAGAAUACAGACUUGCAGAAUGGGCAUAAUUAGGAGAAGUAUGGAAGGCUUUUACCCUUUGAUGGAUUUCUUAAGAGCAGAAGCAGAAAAUGCCAUCCCGAUAGAACAUCGCCUAUAAAGGAUAAUAUCUGAACCGUCUCCUUCUUGUGGUAUAAUAUAUUAAAUAAGCUGUUGUACAUAUACUUGAUGCUUUUAGAUGGAAAGGUAUUUCGCAUAUAUGUAUGUUUAGCUAGUCUACCGAAAGUCGGAGCUAAUAGAAGUAUUAAACGUGACGUAUUGAUUGUUUAAAUUCGCGGUUCUAUCAGUGGUUUCUUUGUUUAGAUUCGCGGAAAUCUAUCGGUGGUUUCUUUAA
Molecule: messenger RNA, 1923 nt
Organism: Coffea arabica (coffee)
Lineage: Eukaryota; Viridiplantae; Streptophyta; Magnoliopsida; Gentianales; Rubiaceae
Product: homogentisate 1,2-dioxygenase
Biological process (GO): L-phenylalanine catabolic process
Cellular component (GO): cytoplasm
Molecular function (GO): homogentisate 1,2-dioxygenase activity
Source: RefSeq, a predicted model, not a curated record